GGCUACAGACCCACGUCUCCGCCAAGGGGACUUGGGUGGUGGGCACCGGCAGGCGGUGGGGCUGGGGCGGGGACUUGGGGCUGAGGGGACAUCGUCUCUGCCAGCAGGGUCUGCCAUGUCAGCCAGCGCCUGGGUGGGCAGCUGGAGGCCCCACCGCCCCCGGGGCCCCAUUGCCGCUCUCUACAGCAGCCCUGGGCCCAAGUAUGGGCUUCCCACAAACGUCGGCUACCAUCUGCAUGACCCCUCCCGCGGCCGCGCACCUGCCUACAGCUUCGGGGUGCGUACGGGGGGGCAGCGGGAGGAGCGCUCCCCGGGGCCAGCAUACCUGCUGCCCCCUGGGACCACCGCCAAGGGCAAGGACGGGACCCCCGCCUUCUCCAUCUAUGGCCGCCCCCGUGACCUGCCACCCAUCCGCACCCCUGGGCCAGGCUGCUACUCCCCGGAGAGGGCCAGCAGGGUGGCCUUCCCCUCCGUGCCCGCCUGCUCCCUCCGCUCCCGCACCCAGCAGGGCUCCAAACAGCAGACACCAGGGCCCGCAGCCUACCAGCUGCCCCCCAUGCUGGGGCCCCGUGUGGUGAGCAAGAGCUCGGCCCCCAACUACUCCAUACCGGGACGCAGCAACGUUGGUGCCUUCUACCAGGACCUGUGCAAGACACCGGGGCCCUGCAGCUACCGUGUGGUGGACACCGACGUCUACAAGCGGCGGGCACCACAGUACAGCAUGCUGGCGCGCAAACCCAUCCCUGGUGACACCACCACCAAGCCUGGACCCGGUGCCUACAACCUCCAGCAGCAGGGCCAGCAGCGGGGGCUGACAUUCGGGAUCCGGCACUCGGACUACCUGGCUCCCCUCAUCGUGGAUGUGCUUGACUAGGGGGGGGUGUGGGGCCGCAGUGAGCGAUGGAGACAACCAGUGCCAAGAGAUCGAUGCGUUGCAGCCAGAGGCUCUCCUGCUGUCCUCGUGUCCUGCCGUGUCACCCACCUGGGGCUGGGCAGCAGCACCCAGACACUGCGGCCAUCCCAGGGCGGGUGGGGAGUGCUGG
Messenger RNA from Falco peregrinus (peregrine falcon), 1043 nucleotides. RefSeq names its product ciliary microtubule associated protein 1B (gene CIMAP1B). The record is from RefSeq and is a predicted model, not a curated record. The coding region runs from base 116 to 874 and encodes 252 amino acids. The transcript has 6 exons. Gene Ontology annotation, cellular component: cytoskeleton. NCBI's taxonomy places the organism in Eukaryota, Metazoa, Chordata, Aves, Falconiformes, Falconidae.